CCUGAGGAUCAUCCCUCAGUAUCCUCCAAUCUACCAUCAUGGGUCUCGACAACAUCAAACACGUUGUACUUGUCCUCUCCGGAAAAGGAGGUGUUGGCAAAUCUAGCGUCACCCUUCAACUUGCGCUUUCACUCACCCAACAAGGUCACAACGUUGGAAUCCUAGAUAUCGAUCUGACAGGCCCCAGUAUACCUCGUCUCCUCAAUCUCGAAGACAAGAAGGUCACUCAAGCGCCCGGAGGCUGGCUGCCGGUCAAGGUACAUGAUGCAAGAGACGGACAGGUAUCAAAUAUCAACGGCGAACCGUCGCCGUCUGCCUCAAAGCGCGGAUCUCUUCACGCCCUGUCUCUCGCCUUCCUCCUACCAUCUCGUUCUUCCGCUGUUAUAUGGCGUGGUCCGAAGAAGACUGCUAUGAUAAGACAAUUCGUCUCAGAUGUCUUGUGGCCACCGAAUACAGAAUACCUUCUUAUUGACACACCACCGGGUACUAGUGAUGAACAUAUCGCCAUAGUGGAGGAGUUACAUAAACUCGCUGCUGAAGUGCGGCCUGUCACAAACUCAAAUGGCAAUGGAAUGACUUUGCACAUCGACCCACGUCCCAAACUUUCUGGCGCAGUGGUGGUGACCACGCCUCAAGCUAUCUCUACUGCCGAUGUCAGGAAAGAACUCAACUUUUGUGCCAAAACUCAAAUACCCGUGCUUGGAGUCAUUGAAAACAUGUCUGGAUAUAUGUGUCCCUGCUGUGGAGAGAUCAGCAAUGUCUUCAGUAAAGGCGGCGGAGAAGUCAUGGCUGAAGAAGCCAACAUUCCCUUCUUGGGAUCCGUGCCCAUAGACACCGGCUUUGGUGCGUUGGUUGAGGGCGUCAACGAAGAGCAUAACUCAACCACUCAGUCCGGUACAGCCAAUUCCUCGCCAGAACAGCCCACGGAGCUUGUUGAAAAAUACAGACAAUGCGGGCUAUGUCCCAUCUUUGCAGAGUUCGCAACAAAAAUCAACCAGAAGGUGUGAGGGCUGGACAACUCUUGAGGAACGGCCGAUCGACUCAACUACGAUACCAGGCCUUUAUGGGCCCAACGGUGUGUCGGGCUCAUUGGAUAGGAGUACAGCAUCAUCAUGGCAAGCAGACUACGCUCUCCUGGAUAUAUCGUGUAAUGAUACUGUCUUGACUGGGUGCAAAACAAACUGCCGCUUGAAUCGUCGAAGCGGCAGUUGGACCUCGUAUCCGAAAGGAGUCUCUUCUGCCACACUGUUUGUCGUCGAAUGGCACCCUUUACACGAAUUACCCAGGAGACCGUGGAAGGUUGAAGACAAAGCAAAAGCAAUGCGGCGCCCGGACGGCUCGGCAAGAAAUUGUCUCACCAGUUGAGAUGUGACCUGGCUACUAGGGAUUAUACAUCCACGUCUACAGAGCCAUCUCUCAUGCCGGUCCGCUUUCCUAGGUACUAGCCAGCGUUUAGUGGAAGAAACGCGGGAGAAGCAUUGAGGUGUUUACAGCCUCUUGGUACUUGUCACGGUUCAUGAGGAGAGAACGUUGCAACGCGGCUCAUUGUUGACUGCAAAGCCUUGUGUCCUUGGCAGCGGUUAAAGCAUGGGUCACAUCAGUCGGGUAUUCAUCAAGCCCUAUCUCAAUGAUUCUGGUCGACCCCAUUCGAGGCAGCUCCAUUCGUGUCCUGGUGACCAUUCGGAUAAGAGUGCGUCUCCUGCUGUCGGACUUGCCAUGGUAAUGGGUCCUUGGCUGGCUGCGCAGGGCCUACAUCUCCCGCCUCUGACCUCCUCCUCAUCCACUCGUCAAUAUCUCUCUGGUCCACAAAAUUUCCAUGCAAGCCCAACUUCAAUUUGAACGGUAAAUGAAUCACCGCAACAGGUCCCUGAGCCACAUUGAGAGCCUCCAGAAUUACGAUCUCGUUUCUCAGCACAUCCAGAUGAUUGAGCAAGGCGAUGAUAUAUCCCUCCCCUUCGCCUCCUCCCUCUUUUGGAAUGAACGACGGUUCUUGGAACGUCGCUGUUGGACCUACGAAGAACACAUCCUCCGUUCGGCCAUCCCACGUGUAGUGGCCAACACAAUUGAAUAGUCCACCGGCUGGCGGACCACAUUUUAAGAGGUCGUAUGGCUUGGUCGGGUCGACUUUAGCCUGCCAGAAGUGAUUGUACUUCUUUGUCACGUAGCGAUCAUCGAUGCGCGAGAACUCGCCGUUGGUCAUCCACGUCUCUGAUGGAUUCACUCUCGUCCCUGACUUGGCUUUGGGAUCGAAAAUCCAUCUGCAGGUCGGACUGCUGAGCUGAUUGCGCUUCGUGAGCGGAGCCUCCUCCUCAUCCACGGGCGGGAAGAAGAAGAAGACAUUACCAUCUGCUACUGUUAGAUCGAAAAUGAUGUGACCUUCUUCGUUCUCGUAGCAGCCGGCGAUAUGGCCGUGAAAAGCUGUCAAGUCUUGUCAAUUGAGUUCUGUGUGAGCUUCGGCAGGCUGAAUGCUUACCGUUGUCGGCCCUGAACCACACAAUAUCCUCUGGCUUCCCAUCUCGUCUCGGCACGACGCCGUACCACUGAUCCUCUUUAGAAUCCCACGCCCAAUGAUUUUCUCCCUUCUUCAGCCUGUCCAUCCCCGUCCACUUGAUUGGCGUGAGUGGGAGCACCAGAUAAUUCUUGCUGAUUCCGCAAUCAUGAAUCAUGCCGCAAAAUGGUGCCUUGUACCAACAUUCCUCAGUCUUUUUACCGUCACGAUCGAUCGUCCAUACGACGAUAUCAUUCGACCCGUCGUGUCCGUCGCCGCCAGCCUCAUAUGCGAAACACAACAUUUCCCCCGUGUCUGGAUCGAAUUUCGGAUGAGCCGUGAACGUAGGGGUGAGAAUUUGGCCUUCAAAGUCAUACCGCCCUAUCGUUUCGAGUGUGACUGGAUCCAUGAUAUAGGGUGGCCCAUCCUCCUUGGACGCGAGGAGUACGCCACGCCAGAAGGUGAUGUUUGUGUUCGCUGCGGUGCGGAUCACUCCCUUGACCGUCUCAUUAUCCGUGUAUGGGUUGCGGUAGCGGCCGAACAGCGCACGCCGAGCGGCGGUUUCCACUUGGUAUCUGUCCGUCUGGACAUAGCGCUGUUUGAAGUCCGCAUGGCCGUUGGCAAUCCGAAUGGCUGUGACACUGCCGUCGCCGUUCUACGGUGGAGCGGCAUAUCAGAGUGUUGAUCCUAUCCGAAGCAUGACAAGGGACAAGACGGAAAUGUAGAGGAAUGUGCUUACGAAAUGGAUGUCAUCUUCGAAGAUGGGCGGGAAGCGGUGGUCGGGCUGGAUCCGGUAGAAUGUGCCGUCGAUCUCGGGAGGGAUAGUGCCAUCGAAUUCAAGGUCGAAGAUGUCCCCUUCGAGGCGGGAGGGCUUGUUGAAUCCCUGGAAUACGCCGGUAGAUGGGUAGACGACACGGUCGGAGGACCUGAUCCCGUUGGUAUAGUUCGGGAGGGAUAUUUGAGGGGCAAGGUCGAAUAUAUGUGCCAUUCUCCCAGGGUAGUGCCUCUUGCACUAUUGUCUGAUCGGCUCAAGUGUGAG
Messenger RNA from Exophiala xenobiotica, 3527 nucleotides. RefSeq lists its product as uncharacterized. Gene Ontology annotation, molecular function: ATP-dependent FeS chaperone activity; ATP binding; 4 iron, 4 sulfur cluster binding. Lineage: Eukaryota; Fungi; Ascomycota; Eurotiomycetes; Chaetothyriales; Herpotrichiellaceae. Gene Ontology annotation, biological process: iron-sulfur cluster assembly. Gene Ontology annotation, cellular component: cytosol. The coding region runs from base 39 to 1007 and encodes 322 amino acids. The transcript has a single exon. The record is from RefSeq and is a predicted model, not a curated record.